GGGUCCGUAGUCUCGGCAGGUGUGACUUGGUGGGACUAGGGGAAGAGGCAAGAGGAACAGGAUUCCAUGUGUACGACUGUGACCUUAUGUGACUGUGCGGCGUUCUGUGUAGGGGUGUGAUUGUCUCUGUGGUGGGUGUGUCAUUGCGACUGACCAUGCGCGGACCUCUGUUUGCAGGUGUAACUGGAAAUGUCAGUUGUAAAUGUGUGGUUCUGACUGUGCUGCUCUGUGUGUCGGUGUGGCUGUCCCCAUGGUGGGUCUGUGACAGUGUGCGUUCGUUUUGUGUGACAUUGUGUGUAGGAGGUGGGGAGUGUACAGAACUUGUGAUUAUGCGACUAUGACUGUUGCCUGAGGGGUGUAUGUGUAUGUGUGGUUGUGGUUUAUGAGCGUUAGCAAAACUAAGCCUACUGCAUAUCUGUGACUGUGAGGAUGUGUUAAGUAUGAGCAUGUAAUUUUUUGUGGCACCGUGUGUGCAGUUGGAGGGUGCCUGUCAUUGUUGCCAGGGUGGCAGUGUGCGUUGUCCCAGUGGUUGUGUGAGGUCAAGACAAGAUUUUGGUCUUGGACAGCAGAGGCUUCUCCCCUUCUGACAUGCUCAGACUGGAAUGCUCCCAACAGCAUAGACUCUGAUCUCUCUCCAUGAGUGGUAGGUGUGAGUCCAGAGCUACUACUGCUCUGGUCGUUUGGGCCACAAGGAAGGCCUGGCAUCUCAUGAUUCCUUUCUACUUCCUCAGCUCUGCUCUUCUCAGAUAGGUCCCCAGAGGAAGAAGGAGGAAUGGCUGUUGACCAAGCCAAAUAAAAGCAAUGAAUGAGAGUUCCUGUUGCUCCUCACCAGCAUUUGGUGUUAUCAGGGUUCUGGAUUUUGGCCAUUCUAAUAGGAAAACAGCCCCAAGGAGAACUGAUCCUCUCCUGCAAUACUGAAAGAAAGCCAUGGCCCAGGGCUCAGUGGUGUUCAGUGAUGUGUCUGUAGACUUCUCGCAGGAGGAGUGGGAGUGCCUGGACUCUGGUCAGAGGGACUUGUACAGAGAUGUGAUGUUGGAGAACUAUAGCAAUCUGCUGUCAAUGGGAUUUUACAUUCCUAAGCCUCAAGUCAUCUCCUUAUUGGAACAAGGGAAAGAGCCCUGGAUGGUUGGCAGAGAGCUGACAAAAGGCCUAUGUUCAGAUCUGGAAUCAAUGUGUGAAAACAAGUUAUUAUCUCUGAAGAAGGAAGUUUAUGAAAUAGAAUCAUGCCAGAGGGAGAUAAUGGGACUUACAAAGCAUGGCCUUGAGUACUCCAGUUUUAGAGACAUUUUGGAAUAUAGAAGCCACUUUGAAAAACAACUGGGAUAUCAAAGUGGGCAUUUAAGCCAAGAAAUAUUCACUCAUGAAUACAUGCCCACAUUUAUUCAACAGACAUUCUUUACUCUACAUCAAAUAAUUAAUAAUGAAGAAAAGCCCUAUGAAUGUAAAAAAUGUGGAAAGGUUUUUAGUCAGAAUUCACAAUUUAUUCAACAUCAGAGAAUUCAUAUUGGUGAAAAAUCUUAUGAAUGUAAGGAGUGUGGGAAAUUCUUUAGUUGUGGCUCACAUGUUACUCGACACCUGAAAAUUCAUACUGGUGAAAAACCCUUUGAAUGUAAGGAAUGUGGAAAGGCCUUCAGUUGUAGCUCAUACCUUUCUCAACAUCAGAGAAUUCAUACUGGUAAGAAACCCUAUGAGUGCAAGGAAUGUGGGAAGGCCUUUAGCUAUUGCUCAAAUCUUAUUGACCAUCAGAGAAUUCACACUGGUGAAAAACCCUAUGAAUGUAAAGUAUGUGGGAAGGCCUUUACUAAGAGCUCACAACUUUUCCAACAUGUGAGAAUUCAUACAGGUGAGAAACCCUAUGAAUGUAAGGAAUGUGGCAAAGCUUUUACGCAGAGCUCAAAGCUUGUUCAGCAUCAGAGAAUUCACACUGGUGAAAAACCCUAUGAAUGCAAGGAAUGUGGCAAAGCCUUUAGUAGUGGCUCAGCACUUACUAAUCAUCAGAGAAUUCACACUGGGGAGAAACCCUAUGAUUGUAAGGAAUGUGGGAAAGCUUUUACUCAGAGCUCACAACUUCGUCAACAUCAGAGAAUCCAUGCUGGUGAGAAACCCUUUGAAUGUCUUGAAUGUGGGAAGGCCUUUACUCAGAACUCACAACUUUUUCAACAUCAGAGAAUUCAUACAGAUGAAAAACCAUAUGAAUGUAAUGAAUGUGGAAAGGCCUUUAAUAAAUGCUCAAACCUUACACGACAUCUGAGAAUUCAUAGUGGUGAAAAGCCCUAUAACUGUAAGGAAUGUGGGAAGGCAUUUAGUAGUGGCUCAGAUCUCAUUCGUCAUCAGGGAAUUCACACUGAUGAAUUUUCAGCCUUGGCGGAGCAGCUCUGGUCUCAGCCUUUCCAUCCCCGCACAGGCAGCUGGGGCUCCUGCUCCCAGACCAGCGCCACCAUCACUGGGAUGCUGAAGACUGUCAGGGCUGUUGCCUUGUGCACAGCCUCCCCUCAGGAUGCCCUGGUCAGGAUGUCCUCGCAGGCCGGAUUCCAGUCCAGGGCGUUGUACACACCAAUCCCAGCCUCCGGGGAGUCACAGGAUUCUGCUGUGUUGGGCUGGAGAGAACUACAGUCUUGGUUUCCCCAAGGUUUAUCACCAUGGCUUGAAGUCACUCAGGCCCAGAGAAGCUCCUGGCAACAGCCACAAAUCCCCUUUGGGGAGGCUGAUGGCUGUGACAGGCAGCUGGUGGACUCUAGACUGGCAGAAUGGAACCCCUUCUGCUCCAUGCUACUUUCUAGUAGAAAGUCAGGGGAAUGGAAAUGGUCCCAGGGCAUCCUCAGAACUGUUGGGAGAAUAUUAACUGCAACCAUCUGGACGGCGGAGGCACGUGUCCGUUUUUGUGUUUGCGGGUCCAGCCCUGCCAAAGGGGAUGUCCCCGGCAGAGACUCUGGGUUCACCUGCACGGGUCUGCCCGGGUCUCCGGGAGGGGCUCCCUGCGCGCCCCCGGCCUGCGCGGGGGCUUCUGGGAGAUGUGGUCCAUCCGCCGGACCCGCGCACCGCCGUGCACCAAGGCAUCAGCCGCUGGGUCUUAUUCCGCGGUGCGUGUGGGCAGGGCUGGUUCCGGGAGACGCGCCCGGUGAAAGUCUAGUGGCGGUCUCCGUGCCCAAGACCUCCAGGCGGAUACCUGGAGAGAUGUUCCUUCCUAUGAGACCACCUUCACCUCUGACUCAGAGGGCUUUUCCGAAAGUGGGCCAGGGGAUGUGUUAUCAGAGCGAUGGGCAGGUUGUCCUGGACACCAGGGUGGGCUGUUCCUUUGGCCAGGCCCUCUGUGGGUUGCCAAAAGACUGCCCCUACUUUGCAUCUGAGAAGCCCCAGAGCUCAAGGGGCCUGGGGAUCCUGCGUGGGCAAAGGUGUGGAGAAGCCCGUCCUCUCUCCUCCCCUCCUACCCCACAACAGGUACCCCGGACCUGCCCCCUCUUCCAAAAUCCCAAAUGCCCUCUGAGAAGCGAGCGAAACAGCCAAUCUAGCUGGGAGAAGGGCCAGCACGCGACAAAUACUUGCGGGACCUUUUGCUGUUGCGAGGACCUGCCCCCACCGGUCACUCACAGCCUGAUUGGCCCGCUUCGCAGGCCUCCCCUUAGCGCCUUUGUUGUUGGAAGGUCCAGCCUUAGGAGCGCUGAGACCUGCCGUGUACAAAGUCGAGUCUCGGAGUUUACGGGUCGUAACAAGGCCAGAGGGUCUCCUGCGCCGAGUGCAAAUCUCCGAGAAGAUGAAGCCAAAAGCGCGAAACAUGAUUGCAAGCCGAGAUGCUGCGCCCAGGGCAAGCGUUUUUGCCCAGGGUCCCGCAAGAAACUUUUGUUAUUGUUUGUAGCCCGUCCCCACGCGAAGGCACAGGCGAGCGCGGGGCCGGAAGAAGCCGUACUGGCAGAUGGCGCUGAGCGUUGUUGCACAUUUUUGCGUUGUCCCGGCAAGAGACCGCCCGACGAGGGACGCAGCCACCCUGAAGUCCUCCGGGUGCGUAGUGCGUGCCUGGGAUUUCAGCAGUCUCGAGGGUUCCAAAUCCCAGAGUCCGGCCUCCCUAUCUACCAAAACCCCGGGGACACAAGACCAAAGCUUGGAGUUGGCCCAGCCAAUCCCGCUCUCCUCAAAAAUAGCCUUGGCGUUCUCUGUCCAUACUGGCGCCCCUCCUACCUCCGGGGACCAAGGCCGGUGUCGCUCUUAUCCCCGAGUCCCAACAAAGCAUCACUCCACUGCUUCAUCCCUCAAGUGCUCUGCCGUGACCGGCGCCCACUCGCGCCAAUCUGGACCCUGGUUUCUGCUACGGGAAGGGCACACGGGGCGGCGCCUUGGCAUGAGUUACCCCAGUUCGUCCGCGCCGCUGACCUUGACGUAGCAGGAGCAUUUCCGGUCCGUGGGAUCCGCCACUCGCUGUUUGGAAGUGGCGUCGGCACUUCAUUCGGGAUUUUCCCGUACUUCUGCACUUCGUUCCCGAGUCUCAGCCUCAGGAUCGGCAACGUGCACCCCGCGUUCCAUCUGUCUUCUGAGACUUUGCCCUUCUCCAGAGAGAGCAUUCAGGAGACCAGGAAAAUGGCCACGGGGCUCCUGAAAGCCAAAAAAGAGGCAUUCGUGGCAUUCAGGGAUGUGGCUGUGGACUUCACCCGAGAGGAAUGGAGUUUGCUGAGCCCUGCCCAGAGGACCCUGCACAGGGAAGUGAUGCUGGAGACCUACAACCACCUGGUCUCACUAGAAAUUCCAUUUUCCAAACCAAAACUCAUUUCUCAGCUGGAGCAAGGAGAAGAGCCCUGGAUUGAGGAGAAACGAUGUCCACUGGUCCUCUGUCCAGGAUCAAAGCUAGAAAUUCAACCUUAUCCCCCCUGUCCGCUGGCAUUCUCUAGUCAGCGAGGCCUCAGCCAACAUGUGUGGCUCAGGCAUCUUCCUCAGCUCUUCUCAAGUUACUGUGCAGGAAAUCAUCUCCGUCCGGGGAAACCCUAUCCAGAAGAUCAGAAACAGCAGCAGAAACAACUCUUUGAUCAAGCCUGCUUGAGUGACAAAGCAGAAAUUCAAGAGACAGAAGACUCCAAGCCCUUGUUCAGGAGAGUAAGCAGAAGAGGCACUUGGGAGGUGUUGUCCAGCCCACUGCAAGAACAGCCAGUCAGGUCCAGGGAAGACAACACGGUGCUGGAUAUAGGGCCCAGCCUAGGCCAGAGGACAGACCUUGAGGAAUCAGACAAAGGAUCGCAUGGUGUAGAAGUCUCAAGAUUUGGGACAGUCAAAUGUGGGGAGUUUGGGCGAGGCUUUUUGAGGGAGUCAAACCUGCUCAGCCUCCAGAAGAUGCAUACAGGGGAGACACCUUACAUGUACACUGAGUGGGGACAGGGCUUUAGCAACAUGUCAAUCCUCAUCAAAAACCAGAAGAAACACUCUGGGGAAAAACCUUAUGUGUGCAAGGAGUGUGGACGAGGCUUUACCUGGAGGUCAAACCUCAUCACACACCAGAGGACACACUCAGGGGAGAAGCCUUAUGUGUGCGAGGAGUGUGGACGAGGCUUCACCUGGAAGUCAAACCUCAUCACACACCACAGGACACAUUCAGGGGAGAAACCUUAUGUGUGCGAGGAGUGUGGACGAGGCUUUACUUGGAAGUCAAACCUCUUCACACAUCAAAGGACACAUUCAGGGGUCAAGCCUUAUAUGUGCAAGGAAUGUGGGCAGAGUUUUAGCCUGAAGUCAAACCUUAUCACACACCAGAGGGCACACUCUGGGGAGAAGCCUUAUAUUUGUAAGGAAUGUGGGCGUGGCUUUCGCCAGCAUUCACAUCUCAUCAGACAUAAGAGGACACAUUCGGGAGAGAAGCCUUAUGUGUGCAGGGAGUGUGAGCAGUGCUUUACCCAGAAGUCACAUCUCAGUAGACACUUAAGGACACACACAGGAGAGAAGCCUUACGCGUGUGCGGAAUGUGGGCGCCGUUUUAGUUGGAAAUCAAACCUCAAGACACACCAGAGGACUCACUCCGGGGUUAAACCUUAUGUAUGCCUGGAGUGUGGGCAGUGCUUUAGCCUGAAGUCAAACCUCAACAAACACCAGAGGUCACACACGGGGGAGAAGCCAUUUGUGUGCAGAGAAUGUGGGCGAGGCUUUACCCGGAAGUCAACCCUUAUCACACACCAGAGGACACACUCAGGGGAAAAGCCAUUUGCGUGCAGGGAGUGUGGACGAGGCUUCAACGAUAAGUCAACCCUCAUCUCACACCAGAGAACACAUUCAGGGGAAAAGCCUUUUGUGUGCAGGGAGUGUGGUAGAAGGUUUAGCCAGAAGCCAAACCUCUUUAGGCACAGGAGGGCACACUCAGGUCAUAUGCCCUUUGUGUGCAAAGAGUGUGGGCAGGGCUUCUGUGAUAAGUUAACUCUCGUCACACACCAGAAGGCACACUCCGGGGGAAGCCUCACGUGUGCAGGGAGUGUGGGCAAGGCUUUAGCCGGCAGUCACACCUCGUUAGACAUCAGAGGAUACAUUCAGGAGAGAAGCCUUACAUUUGUAGGAAGUGUGGGCGAGGCUUUAGUCGGAAAUCAAACCUCAUCAGACAUCAGAGGACACACUCAGGAUAGACACCUUGUGUGUACAGCGAGUGUAGUGAAAUCUUCAGUCAAGAGUCCUAUUUCACAAGAUGCCAGAAGUCACACCUAGUGGUUUUAGUAAGAAGUCAGCCAUUACCAGACACCAAAGUGGAGACAGCUACUUACGUGUGACAGGAAUGUUCACGAGCCCAAUGGGAAGAGUCAACCUCUCCAGUCUGCCUGAAGGAGAACUACUGGCUCAUUUUCAGGAGCUCUGGCUUCCCCUAGUGGGGAUGGUGGGUUGUGGAAGAUCAGGUAACUUGAUGGAGGGAGCACUUAGAAGUAGAUUGAAAUAAAGGAAUGGAGACUAUUCUAAUGUCAUUUCCUGAGAAUAUUUAAACCCUCCUUACACAGUAGCCUGGAUGUUAGAGAUAACAGCAAUAAUAGAGCUCGCCCCUUAAAAUCUGUCCGACUUUCUGAGAACAAGGGACUUGACAGAGACCAUUGCUGAUUUAAUCUUGCUUUCCCAGAGCAGGACCCAGCAGCAGUCAGCUUCAGGGAAGUUUGGGAAAUGAUGAAUUCAUGGAGACAGAGGUAGUACGUGGGUAGAAGAAGGUUUUAUUAUGCAAAAGGGCUUACAAGUGAGGAAGACCAUGACUGUCCUAGCUCUAGGUUUUGGGAGGAAGUAUCCAUUUUUGCUUGCUUCCAGGGGCUGUCUCUGGUUUCCAGGUUGAAUCCAUACUGAAGAUAUUCUUAUUUACCGAUGUAUUUAGACUAGAAAUGUAUUAUAUGCUUUUAUGAAGAAAACUGGUAGUAAUUUUUGUGAAUUUGACUUUCAAACCAAAAGUUAGAAUAUUGAAAAACAACUGUCGCCAUGAACUUGACAGCUUUCCACUACUUAGUCUUUUGUGACAAGAUUGCUGAUGAUAUUAAUGAAUGUGAUUUUGUAAUACCAUAUAAUGAAAUACGUAAACAUUUGGAAGAUCUGCCUAACUCAUUGAACAAGUAUUUUCCAAAUGAUUAGUGUGUGAUGCUACAAAAUCAUCCAUGGUGGUAUUAAAGUAUAAGAUAGGCAAAUGGAUUUCAGUUUAAAAGAUAAAGGUACCUGGCUGGCUCAGUCAGUAGAGCAUGCAGCUCUUGAUCUUGGAGUUGUGAGUUCGAGCCCCACCUUUAGGGAUAGAGUUUACUUUAAAAAAGAAAGGAAAAACCAAAAACAAAAAUUAAAAUUAAUACCAAUCUUAAAAAAAAAAGAGAUAAAGGCCAGGUUCCACAUUACAGUAACCUUUAAAAAAUUAUCACUUGUUGACUUUUGCUAUACUUUGGUAUAGUCAAAGAAUAAUAUUAACAAAUAUCUGAAAAGGUCAUUAAAAUACAUCUCCAUUUUUUAAAUUUGUACAUGUGAGGUCAUAUUAUUUAUCUCAGCAAAUUAAAUGCAAGAGCACAUAUAAAAUACUAGCUAUAUUAAGAUUAAAGAGAUUUUCAAAAAUACAAGAUAAUGCCAUUCUUCUCACUGAUCUAUUUUUUUAAAUUUUUUUUGGUGGAAAAUAUUCAAACCCAAGUGAAAGUGAAGCACUUUACUUCUCAUUUAAAGUGCAUUGUUUCUAGAUGUUUAUGGUUUUGGGGUAUCUGGCUGGCUCAGUCAGUGGAGCAUGUGAUUCUUGAUCUCAGGGUUGUGAGUUCAAACCCCACACUGGGUGUAGAGAUUACUUAAAAAUAAAAGUCUUUAAAAAAAACCCAAACAGGUGUGGGGUUGCCUGGCUGGCUCAGUUGGUGGAGCAUGCGACUCUUGAUCUCAGGGUCAUGAGUUCAAGUCCUGUGUUGGGUGUGGAGCUUAACAACAAAACGUUUAGAUGUUUAUGGUCUAUAUCUCACAGCAAAAAAUACUUCAUACACACUUAAACACCAAAAAAAAAGUUACCUGACAUACUAUUAUACUUAAUAUAAUUUAAACUAGGCAUGGGGCACCUGGCUGGCUCAGUUGGUGGAGCAUGAGAAUAUUCAUCUCUGCGUCAUGAUUUCGUCCCCAUGUUGGGUGUAGAGAUUACUAAAAAAAAAUAAA
Acinonyx jubatus (cheetah) is the source of this 8595-nucleotide messenger RNA. RefSeq lists its product as uncharacterized. Gene Ontology annotation, cellular component: nucleus. Lineage: Eukaryota; Metazoa; Chordata; Mammalia; Carnivora; Felidae. Gene Ontology annotation, biological process: central nervous system development; regulation of transcription by RNA polymerase II. Gene Ontology annotation, molecular function: zinc ion binding; DNA-binding transcription factor activity, RNA polymerase II-specific; RNA polymerase II cis-regulatory region sequence-specific DNA binding. The record is from RefSeq and is a predicted model, not a curated record.